Messenger RNA from Closterium sp. Naga37s-1, 669 nucleotides. Lineage: Eukaryota; Viridiplantae; Streptophyta; Zygnematophyceae; Desmidiales; Closteriaceae. The record is from the annotation of a GenBank genome assembly.
AUGCACCAAGCGUUGCUUCUUAUCUCAGUCUCAGUCUUCCAUCUGCCAUCUCUCCUUGCUCACGCCCCUUGUCCUCUUCCUUGCCCUCCUACCUCUCCAGCACUCCGGCCAUACUGCCUCCCCACAAUCCAGCACUCAAGGGGGCAGUGCCUGAAGCGACUCAGGGGUCACCAGUGCCUGCAACAGCGGCUGUAUGAUCAUUCUCCUGCGUCUGGAGCUGCAGAUUCUCCUGCGUCUGGAGCUGCAGAUUCUCCUGCGCCUGGAGCUGCAGAUUCUCCUGCGCGCCUGGAGCUGCAGAUUCUCCUGCGCCUGGAGCUGCAGAUUCUCCUGCGCGCCUGGAGCUGCAGAUUCUCCUGCGCGCCAGGAGCUGCAGAUUCUCCUGCGCCUGGAGCUGCAGAUUCUCCUGCGCGCCUGGAGCUGCAGACCAAGAGAGGACAAAAGGAAGUGCAGCUGGAUGAGCUCAUGAGCGAGACACACAACAACACCACGCCCACCAACUCAAUCUCACACGCCACAGCACCUGCCCCGCACCUGCUCUCCUCUGCCGCCAUUGCUCUGCUGCUCAACAAUGCCCUCACGCCCCUGCCUCUGCCUGCCGCCGCACCUGCCUCACAAUCCUCCUCCAUGCACGGAGCCACCGUGCCUGCAGCCCAAGGGGGCCGCCCAUGA